This is a messenger RNA of Magallana angulata, 640 nucleotides long. RefSeq names its product NPC intracellular cholesterol transporter 2-like. NCBI's taxonomy places the organism in Eukaryota, Metazoa, Mollusca, Bivalvia, Ostreida, Ostreidae. The transcript is spliced from 4 exons. Gene Ontology annotation, biological process: intracellular cholesterol transport. The record is from RefSeq and is a predicted model, not a curated record. The coding region runs from base 161 to 592 and encodes 143 amino acids. Gene Ontology annotation, molecular function: sterol binding.
GUCAAUUUUUCGCUUGAUAAGGGUUCCAUAAGGGCAGAUAAUGAUAAAGUGGCCUUGUAUUUUAUCCUGAUACCCCCCGGCCUUGUAGGAAUGCUGUGAUCGCCAAGGUUCUAGUAGAUUUCAUCAAUUUAAUUAAUAUUUUAAAUAGACAACGAUUAAAAUGAUUCGCGUGUGCAUUUUUCUGGCUCUAUUAUCCAUCUCUUUUGCUGAUAAUGUGAAAUUCAAAGAUUGUGGGUCUGUCGUGGGUAAAAUAAACAGCGUCGACGUCAACCCGUGUCCCACAGAGCCGUGCCAGCUGAAGAAAAACACCAACGUUACUAUCUCCAUUGAUUUUCUUCCUAAUUCCAAUUCCGCUACGUUUAAGACGGUCGUGCACGGCAUUAUAGGCGGAGUCCCAGUACCAUUCCCCACCGCUAAUGGCGAUGUCAACCCUCCCGUCCCUAUACAACAGAACCAGAAGAUCACAUACACCAACGCCAUUUUUGUAGAGCCAGCUUAUCCUAAGAUUUCUCUUGUGGUAAAGUGGGAGAUCCAGGAUUCCACAGGGAAAGAUUUCGCUUGUUUUGUGGUACCCGCGAUGAUAGUGGGUUAAGCACCACACCUAUUAUCUCGAUUCUUAUUAAACUUAAAACUUAAACGA